GUCUUGUUUACAAACUCAGCUAACGGUUUUAUCGUGAUUCGGUAAAAAUUAACGCAGCUUAAAAUUAAAUUCGAAGGGCAUCGAUCAGUACAGUAAAAUGCCCGUUCUGAACGUCAUGUUAGCAUUCAGUGCAAUCCUGUGGCCUGUCACGUCGGGGGGUUUGAUAAUGUACGAUACCAAGUCUUUUUUAUUUGAAGUGAUGGAAAACGACGCAAUAUGGGCUGAAAUCCUCAACGUCGAAAUAAAUAUAGAGACGUCCAUCUUGUCUAUAGCCGCUCGAUCGGUGCUUAGGGAAAUGGGAAUCACUACGCCAGAUAACCAUGAGCAGGUUUCACAACCGGAGAUGAAUAGUAAUGAAGUUGUAAAUGUUCAAAGUAUGAUGAUCAGCAAAGGUGCAAACGUUGAAGCGGAUUACACAAAGCCCAAGACCAAGAAAAUCGUGACUGCCAACGCCUUGCACGUACUCGUUCACAUCGUUGCAAUGCAUUACCAAGAAAGCAACGCGCUGGAAUUCGGGCUGUCAGUGAUUGUAUCUGCUAUCAAAUGCCAAUUCCUACAGAUAAUUUCAAUAAUGUUGCGAGUAAUUAAUGAAACACAAAUUAAGGAAUAUAACGUUCCUGAUUAUUUAGUCGUCUGGAAUAACUUGGAGCUAUAUUUGGACAAAAUAGCUCGACUUAAAGAUUCGAUGGCAUUUGAAGGUGCAAUGUACCAAGAAUGGCAAACCGUCGUGGCAAAUACUGAUUUCAUUGGUAUCGAAUCUCAGCCGAUUUUGGGUGACGUAAAACCCAUCAUGAACCUCGUGGAACAGAGUUUAUUAUCUUCGUGUGAAAGUAAAUCAUUAACAAAUCAGCGUCUUGAACAUGUAAAUAUAAACCCGGAAACCGAUAGCUGGAGAAAUGUCAAAGGAUUGCAUUCUAUAUUUGAAAACGCUGAUAACGCGCUAGAAAAAUUGUCCCGACGCAUACCAGUCAGUACCAUGGAGAAAAAUCUCUGGGACUUAUAUGUCAAUAUAGUAAAAAUAGUUAAAUAUCGUGUUCCUAGAACUUUUGCAAGAGUAAGCGAUUAGUAAUGUUAAUUAUAUUAUAAUUAUAUUUUAUACCUAUUUUGUACGGAAUUUUUUUAAUUUCUACAAUACCUUUUAACUCCAUAUCUCAAUGUUGUAUUACAAUAUAAAUUUUUAUAUUGUAUAUAACUUGUAUAAUUUAAAAAAUACGUACGUUAAUCACCUCUCAGACCAAAGAAAACAACUAAUUCAAUGGGAUUGUUUUGUCACAACACAUCUCGUAUUAGAAUAGUGUUAGUAAAUAUCUCAAUUAUUGUUGGUUGGACGUUGGAAAAGUAGGA
Cinara cedri is the source of this 1344-nucleotide messenger RNA. The record is from the annotation of a GenBank genome assembly. NCBI's taxonomy places the organism in Eukaryota, Metazoa, Arthropoda, Insecta, Hemiptera, Aphididae.